AGAAAAGUUAAUGGCUUCAGGGUUCACACUGGACUCAGCCUCUCUCUCUCUCUCUCUCUCCCCCUCUCUCAAUCUCAAGAUCAAAGCUCUGGACUUUUGUAGGGAGCAUAGAGGUAGAAGAAGGCGGAAAAAUGGGGUUUUCUCCUCGUAGCUCUCUCUCUCUUCCACUGAGCUUCGUUCUCCUGUUCUUAGCUUCCAGAGGUUCGCUUGGCUCGACGUUCACGUUCGUCAACCGCUGUGGCUCCUCCGUCUGGCCGGGCAUUCUGGCUAAUGCGGGCUCACCUGCGCUCGCCACCACCGGCUUUGAGCUCCCCAAGGACACGACACGCUCCCUCCAAGCCCCGACCGGUUGGUCCGGCCGGUUCUGGGCCCGUACCGGAUGCGACUUCGACCGCUCUGGUUCCGGCUCGUGUGCGACCGGAGACUGUGGCUCCGGUCAGGUCGAAUGCAACGGUCUCGGCGCUGCGCCGCCCGUGACCCUGGCGGAGUUCACGCUCGGCUCCGGAGGCAAUGACUUCUACGACGUUAGCCUCGUCGACGGCUAUAAUCUCCCGAUGGUGGUCGAAGUCUCCGGUGGUUCCGGCGAGUGCGCCGCCACAGGAUGCACAACCGACAUCAACCGGCAGUGCCCGGCGGAGCUACGCGUCGGGGACGGCAACGCGUGCAAGAGCGCGUGCGAGGCCUUCAGAAGCCCCGAGUACUGUUGCAACGGGGCGUACGCCACGCCUGCCACGUGUCGGCCGUCUGUGUACUCGGAGAUGUUCAAAGCGGCGUGUCCUCGUUCGUACAGCUACGCCUACGACGACGCCACCAGCACUUUCACUUGCUCCGGCGGAGACUACACCGUCACGUUUUGCCCUUCCUCCCCCAGCCAGAAAUCGGCAAGUUACUCGGCGCCGGUGACAGGCUCGUCCGCUGCCUCACAAGGGUCGGAUCCUGUGCCCGGAUCCGAAAUGGGGUACUCGGGUCAGGGAUUUGGAUACGGGUAUCAAGGAACCGGGUCGGAGUCGGGUCAGACCAUGCUGCAGGAGCAGGACGGCUCGUGGUUGGCUGGUCUCGCCAUGGGUGGCUCACCAAGAGCGACGGGCUCUCCUCCGGUGGCGACGCUGCUCUCCGCAUUUACCGUUAUGCCCCUGCUGUAUGGGUUUAUUUACUUGUAGCCCUUUGGUCUCGUACGCUUGUCUAUUUCCUCCGUCUUUUGGGUCUUUUCAUUUGUCCGAAAAUGUUGGGCCCCUUCUGUAAGUGUUUUUUAAAAAUGUUUUCUUCGAUUUGCCCAAAACGAUUAGGUGCAUUUUGAUAGAA
This is a messenger RNA of Tarenaya hassleriana, 1302 nucleotides long. Its product is annotated as thaumatin-like protein 1b. The transcript has 3 exons. Bases 132 to 1160 code for a protein of 342 amino acids. The record is from RefSeq and is a predicted model, not a curated record. Gene Ontology annotation, cellular component: extracellular region. Lineage: Eukaryota; Viridiplantae; Streptophyta; Magnoliopsida; Brassicales; Cleomaceae. Gene Ontology annotation, biological process: defense response.